AUGGCGGGUUGUUGCUACAAGAAGCGUCCUUGUUUUGCAGACAUUUUGCAGCUGACAGCAGAUACACAGCCUUCACUCACAGCAAAUUCUGUUUGGGGUCUACUGAGGGGCCUGGAGUCCUUCAGCCAAAUCGUAUACCCCUACAAUGCCGUUGAGUUCGCUGUGAACGAGACGGUGAUAUACGACGCCCCCAGAUUCAAACAUCGCGGUCUUCUCAUCGACACAUCCAGGCACUACCUUCCGCUAAAAAAGAUCAUCGAGACACUGGACGCUAUGGCCUACAAUAAGAUGAACGUCCUCCACUGGCACAUGACCGACGACCAGUCCUUUCCGUUUGUCAGCCGAACGUUCCCAGCAAUGAGCGAAAAGGGUGCCUAUGAUCCCGAAACGCACGUAUACAGGCCCACUGACGUACAGUAUGUGAUCAACAUGGCAGCGUCCAGAGGCAUCCGCGUCAUGGUAGAAUUCGAUACACCCGGUCACACCCUGUCCUGGGGCCAGGCGUACCCCGAGUUGCUCACCACGUGCUACGACGGCGACGUUCCCACUGGGGAACUCGGGCCUGUUGACCCGACGCGCAAUGAAACGUACGUUUUCAUGAGUCAGUUUUUCACGGAGGUCGCACGCGUGUUCCCAGACCAGUACCUGCACCUGGGAGGAGACGAAGUCAGCUUCGACUGCUGGAAGUCGAACCGAAACAUCACAAGCUUCAUGCAAAAAAAUGGAAUCUCUCGUUUCGAAAAACUGGAGGAGCACUACAUACAAAGAUUGCUAGAGAUAGUCUACACCUUGCGAAAAAGCUAUGUGGUUUGGCAGGAGGUGUUCGACAACAAUGUUAAGAUUGCUCCUGACACUGUGGUACACGUGUGGAAGCCGCAGCACAAGGAGGAGCUGGCCUCGGUAACGUCUGCUGGCUACAAGGCCCUGCUAUCGACUUGUUGGUACCUGGACUACAUAUCGUACGGUCCUGACUGGAAGAAGUACUACGCCUGCGACCCGCACGAUUUUUCAGGCAAUCCUCAACAGAAGGCUCUAGUGAUCGGCGGCGAAGUCUGCCUUUGGGCAGAAUACAUAGACGCCACAAAUAUCAUUAGCAGGACUUGGCCCAGGGCAUCGGCGGCGGCUGAACGGCUCUGGAGUCCAGGCAUGGUGGACAGUGUGGAUGAGGCAGCGCCCAGGCUUGAGGAGCACCGCUGCAGGAUGAGGAGACGCGGACUCAUGAUUGAGCCUCAGAAUGGUCCUGGUUUCUGCGAUUGUGACAACGCCAUCUAAUCUCUGGAAGCUUCAGCAAGAGAACUACUUCCGCAUUUAAGAUAACAGAUAGCCUGCGAUGUCUCAUGAGUUAUGGUGGUUCGAAAUGCCAACCGCUCUUUCGAUGUGUUGUAACUGCACCAACCACCGUCCACGCUUCCAGUAAAAGUGCAGAACUUGACACUUGGUUUCCCGAUGUUAUGUCACCGCUCAGAUCGCGUGCGCUAUCUCUUUAAAAUUCUCUGUUACGCUCACAACAGCUAGUUCAUGAAAUUUGCUAAUCUCAGCGUUUUCGCCAAUAACCCCAAUAAAUAAGGUCCCUCCACGGGUGGAAAGACAAUUCUCAGAAUGUUUACCAGUACCAAACAAGAAAAAUAA
Molecule: messenger RNA, 1629 nt
Organism: Rhipicephalus sanguineus (brown dog tick)
Lineage: Eukaryota; Metazoa; Arthropoda; Arachnida; Ixodida; Ixodidae
Product: beta-hexosaminidase subunit alpha
Exons: 12
Coding region: 1-1272 (423 amino acids)
Biological process (GO): glycosaminoglycan metabolic process; carbohydrate metabolic process; ganglioside catabolic process
Cellular component (GO): membrane
Molecular function (GO): beta-N-acetylhexosaminidase activity
Source: RefSeq, a predicted model, not a curated record